GACAUUUAAUAUUUUAGCAAACAUGAAGUUCACUGUGAAGACUAUAAACUCUUCAAGAUAUGAGUUUGAUGUGGAGGAAGAUGAAACUGUUGAGAACCUCAAACAGAUGAUUCAUGAAAAGACCAACAUUGAACCAUCCAAGCAAAGACUCAUUUUUCUUGGAAAAGUACUACAGAACAAUAAAAAGCUCUCAGAAUACAAUGUUAAUGGUAAAGUCCUUCAUCUAGUUGAAUGUCAAAGUGCAAGCUCAAGUUCUAGAUCCGCUGCUGAUCAGGCAUCUACAUCGUCUGCUCAGCCUCCUCGCCCUUCUACCAGCGCACCAGGUGUCAGAACAAGAACAACAGCCCCAUCAGCUCCUGCUCCAGAUAGAGAUCAGCUGAUGAAUGCCUUGGGUGCUGAUGCUAACCAGAUGGUUGGUCAAAUCAUGCGUAGUCUGGGAGUAGAUGCCAGCCAAGCCAGCGUCACUAGACAGAAUCUUGAUAACGGUGCAGUGGCAGUGAAUUUCAGCGUUGGAGGAGGAAGUAACGAUCAGUUCGACAUCCAAAUCAUUAACGGGACUACGACUGUAUCAGGUCCAGCUGCUUCCAACACAACAUCCUCUGGAACAAGCACUUCAACAUCAACCACAAGUAACAGCCAGACCACACCAACAAGCUCUAGUGGCACCACCCCGCCUACACGUGCCCAAAGACCCGCAGCAGCAGGGACCACCCCAGGUUCCCGACCUCCUGGACCUCCGGCUAAUCUUGAUAGAAUAAUCAACCAUCUCCGAUCUGUGCGUGACUUGAUGCAACACAUUAACUGCACAGCUCCGGAAGCACAGGAAGUUAUCAACAACACACUUAUAGCGCCCUGUAUUAGAGGGCCUCACACUGGAGGUCCCACUCUUGAAGAAGGAGCUUCACCGGAGGAAGUCCAGCAAAGAGCAACAUCACGUGAGUCCCUGGAGACAUAUUCUCACAUCCUGAUAGAUAUGGCGGACAUCAUGCAGGAACUGGUGAGGUACAUGAACCAGUACGCUCGCCUCCUCCACAGAGACCCUCCUCUGGAAGGUGGAGAUUUGACUCAUUGUCAAAACUUAGUGGACAGGAUGGGUGCUAUGUUUCACGAGGUUAGUCACGCGUUUCACCUGCUCAGUGACUACGGUAUCACUCUAAACACGGCCCUGCCCAGGAGGUUGUGGAUGGCACAGCUGACAGGAGCACACGUUGUGCUGUCUAGCAGAGAAGACGGAGUGGGUGUCCCUCAGCAACUCAGACAAGAGCUUGCAAGGCUGAGAAAUCAGGUAGGACAGAUGUCUGGAGCACCUGGAGGGGUUUCAACCACUUCAACUGCAUCAUCUUCUUCCACCACAUCUUCAUCGACUUCGACUUCUACGUCUGCUACAACUAACACAGCUAAUACGGGGACAUCCACCUCCACCACAGCCACUGGCUCUUCUACAAAUCCUCGUCCUACAGCUACUGCAACUGGCGGUAACAACGGACAGCCUAUCUCUAUUUCCUUUGAUAUUCCACUGGGAGGGAAUUUCAUGCAGCCUGGUAUGAAUCCUCACGCUCAGAUUCAGCAACUUCUUCAGAACAGGGCUAAUGACCCCUCUGGAAACAACCAACCUAUGCCCCGCCCUUCUCUCGGCUGCAGCUCCCGUCACCGAUACAACAAUCCAACACAAUACAGAUGUCCAGUCCACCAGCCCCAGACUGGUGCAACUCAAGCUCCGGGAGGUCCAACUCGAUCCGGUCACAGGCAUUCUCACUCACAUGGUCCAAGACACGGGCACUCUCAUAGUCAUCUACCCAGACCCCACUCUCAUGGUCCUCCGAGGAGUACCCCUAGAAGCCAGCCCAACAGUACUGCUAAUGCCCCUGUUAAUCCAGCUGAUGCUACAAUGAGUGAACCGCAGGUACGACAAUCUGGUCCUCCAACUCGACCAGUACCAGCUAAUCCCUUACCACCUAAUCCUCUAUCCUUACUGACAAGCAUGGCUGGAGGUGGUGAGAGUCCCGAACAAAUGGCAAGGUAUAUGAAUCUGGCCAUGCAAAUGGCAGCAGGUUCCAGACAGAAUGAGCCCAUGUCAACUCAUUGGCCGGAGAUUCGGGCUCUCAUGAUGCCUAACGUCACCAUUCCUGAUCAAAGCAGCCUUGGAGAUUUGCUGCGUAUAGUUGCAUCAAAUUUCUCUUUCCAAGAGUUCAUCAAUGCCCUCAACAACAACAUGAUGUUUGAUAUUCUUUAUCGACCACUCAGGGAUCACUUUACCCGGUCUCUCUUCAACAAUGAAGCCCCGGAUCAGAUGCACAUGAACAUUGCAGUUGCGGAGAUGCUAGCAGCAGACAGAAGCCUCAUCCUGGCUUUCUUCGACGUAAGACAGGACAGCAGCCAGGUAGAUGAGAGGUCCACGUUUUUGGCCAUGGUAAGAGAGUUGGUGAAUACAAUCUUCAGAGCGCUCUACAGUCCUUCUCGUGGGGACGUGGCUGCCGGGUUUGGCAGCAUUUUCGGGCGAAAUUUCCUGAGGUUCCUGGGGUUGAUAAUAGCUUACUGUAGGCAUGUUAACCUUGAAGAUCCUAGGAACCGUCUUGUGAACCAAAUGUCUGGUUUUCUACAGUCCAUGGUGCCUUUCCAGACCAUUUCCAGAGAUGAACUAUUCGACAACUAUGUUGUAACUCGAGGAAGUGACGACACUGAAGACGAAGAAUUUGUCGAUGCUGAAGAUGACACCAAAAUGGAAGAUGACACUCCUCCUGCCCCAGAAAGUAUGGAUCUUGAGGAAGCCUCCUCAAGUUCAGCCGAAAAAGAAGCUCCUCCUCCAAAAAAACCAUCACCCAACAACGAUGACCUUCCAGAUGAAAUAGUUGUGAGAACACCCGCUCCAGCACCCGCUCCAGCACCCGCUCCUGUACCCACCCGCACCCCAGACGGAGUCGUUUCUAAUGGUCACUCUAACAGAGCUGAAGCUACUGAGAUCCCUGGUGAAUGGAAGAGAGUGAUCGAAAACGAUUCCGCUAAGUUAGAAAACAUGACGUUCCAGCCACUCUCUGAUGGUUAUCUGACCAGUCUGCCCGCAAAACGGAGGAAAACAGAGCAGAACUCCACUGCUACUUCUAAUCAUCCUGACGAGCUGUUAAAGGACCUUCUUUCCAGCAGUGUUCCUAAAAGUGAGAACGGAGAAGUUGACUUGAGCCAGGAUCCUGAACUUGGAGAGAUGUUCCGGGCAAAGUUGAAGGAGGAUCUUAAGAAAAAGGUGAAAGAUAACGACGAUGUGAAUGAUGAACAAUUUCCCUGUACAUCCAAUCUUAGGAAUAGUUAGUUGAUACGAUGUGGCCAUGGGUCAACCAAAAUGAUACCUUAAAAUUGAUAGGUAUGACAAGUUAUUACUGCUGAAAACUUGUCAAGAUUAUUAUUAAUUGGGGGAAUGAUUGAUUUAAAAUGACCUCAAUAUAUACAAUCCGAUACUAAUGUAUUAUACAUUGUAUGUACGUCUAAUGUAUCUUGUUGGAAAUAUAUAUACGUGUUAAUGCACCGGUUCUCCGUUCUGGUUGUAGUUAAAUUCGUAUUAAUUUAUUGUAGAAUAGAUAAAAUGCUGAAGUAAGCAAGUUUAAGCAUGUUUUGAGUGUGGACUGUGGGAUUUUGUGCUGCAAAAGAGCAAAUGACAAUGGUUUGAUUUUGAAACGGGUCUUGUCUUAUUCAUUUGACAAGAUUUUGCGUCAACAUUUUGAUUGAAAAAAAAAAUGUUCGAUAAAGCCCUGGGUUAUAAUUAAUUAUAAUCUAUUAAUUAGAGUUAAAUAACUAAUUUUGAUUCCGCUAAGGGAUUGGAGUAUAAUGCGUUUGACACGCGAAAGCAAUUGCCUUAUUUGAUUGUCCGAUCUUUAAACAGGCACAGUUAACACAAGUUUCUUUCAUCUUCGGUCUUCCUAUAAUUAACAAUCCUAAUGAUACCCGAAGGAGAAGAAUGUUCAUUUAUCUGGAUGAUCUCAUGUUGGGAAUGUUUGAGUAGCUGAACAUUUUGCUAAACUAAACAUCCAAUACAUCUGAAAUCGAAUAACAAGUUACUGAAUUACAGUAUAAUUAAUUUAACCUCAAAUCUCUCGACUAUAGGUCAUCAUAUCAACUGAAUCGCCUUAUUUCUGUUGUUAAAAUUAGUUUGAAGACCUGACUUUUGCGAUUUGUUUGGGAAUAUUAUGUAAUAUUUCUGUCCGCGUUAGCCCGUUUGAACGUGACAUACCAGAAUCCGGAGUGUAGAUUUACGUCAGAAUAAAGCACAUAAAUAAGUUUAAAAUAUUAUUUAACAUGUUCACGGCUAACUUUGGAUAUUCUAUGUGAGUGUCCUUGUUUUGGUCUGUAAAAAUAUUCAGUUUUCCCAUGAAUAAUACCAUAAAUUAAAUUGUUUUGCAUUUUUGUUGAUCGUUUGCUUCCCUGGCUUUCUGCGAGUGUUUGCGUGUGUUUGAGAUAAUUGCAACAUGUAAGACUUGUAAGUUAAAUACCUUCUGGAAGUAAUAUAGUCUAGACUGGUGUCAUGCGAGGGUCAGUAUUAUAUUUUAUUUGCUUUUUGUCAGUAACUUUACAAAUAUUUGGCAAAGCCUUGUGAAAUUAGCAAAUUUUUU
Molecule: messenger RNA, 4598 nt
Organism: Bolinopsis microptera
Lineage: Eukaryota; Metazoa; Ctenophora; Tentaculata; Lobata; Bolinopsidae
Product: large proline-rich protein BAG6-like
Exons: 5
Coding region: 23-3304 (1093 amino acids)
Cellular component (GO): BAT3 complex
Molecular function (GO): polyubiquitin modification-dependent protein binding; misfolded protein binding
Source: RefSeq, a predicted model, not a curated record